Lottia gigantea (owl limpet) is the source of this 984-nucleotide messenger RNA. RefSeq lists its product as hypothetical. Gene Ontology annotation, cellular component: plasma membrane; early endosome. The coding region runs from base 1 to 984 and encodes 327 amino acids. The record is from RefSeq and is a predicted model, not a curated record. The transcript is spliced from 4 exons. Lineage: Eukaryota; Metazoa; Mollusca; Gastropoda; Lottiidae. Gene Ontology annotation, biological process: endocytosis.
AUGGCAAAUCUUGUGACAACGUAUAUUUUGUGGUUGGUUGGAGGCUGGUUUGGGUUGCACCAUUUUUAUUUAGGAAGAGAUCGUCAUGGAUUUGUUUGGUUCUGCACUUGUGGAGGGUUUUUUGGGUUGGGAUGGUUGAGAGAUUUGUGGAGGAUCCCAGACUAUGUAGAUGAAUGUAAUGGCACAGAGGAUUCCAAAAUAAACUUUGCGACCAAAGUCAACAGGUAUCCUUGCCCACCAUUUUCUGUGGUGCGGUUCGCUGGAGAGAUCAUGAUGGGUAACUUAUUUGGGUAUUUAUCUUUGGGAGUAUAUAUAGUUGGUAAUAUUGGUAGAGAACAAGUGUCAUUUAAAUGGUGUUUAAUAGGUUCUUACUGUGGUUUACUAUGGACUAUUAAAGAUAUAGAAAACGUUGCUGUAUUACCCACAUGUUGUACAUUUGUUCUACGUUGGAAAGGUGUAAAAUGGAGGCUGUAUAAAGAGAAAAAGCAGAGUAUAUGUUGGAGAAUACCUAAAAUCACAUUCUUUAUUUUAUUAUAUUUAUCAUUGUUAUGCAGUACCAUAUACUUUAAUGCUUAUAUCACCACUAAGGAUGAGGAAAAGGUCUAUCUUCGUGAUGCAGUCAACAACUUCUUUAAAUCACCAGCUUGGGAAGAAACCAAGGAUUCUUUUACACGACUAUAUAAUUAUUAUAAAGUUAAUGGAUGGGGUAAGCUAUGGGAAGAGGUCAUAGAGGCAUUUGAUCCUAAAGGAGAAAACAAUGCUUAUAAGGUGCUUGGAUUGUCAGCAAGUUCUAGUCAAGAGCAGAUAACUGCCCAGUACAGAAAACUGGUGCGCAAAUGGCAUCCUGAUAAACAUAAAGAUCCAGAGGAAAAAGAAGAAGCACAGAAAAAAUUCAUUGAAAUUCAAGAAGCGUAUGAUAUCUUAUCUAGUAUUAAAACUGUACGUGCCAUGAGAAAUAAAAAAUCAGCCAAGAACCCAACUUGA